AUGCAUGAAAGUAUACGUCAAGAAUUAGAAGAAAACCGUGUUAUGAUUAGUAACAGAACUCAAACUAUUUACGAUAAAUUUACAGCAAAUAAUAAUAUUACAGCAAUAUGGAAUUGGGAUUCAAA
This is a messenger RNA of Racocetra persica, 125 nucleotides long. Lineage: Eukaryota; Fungi; Glomeromycota; Glomeromycetes; Diversisporales; Gigasporaceae. The record is from the annotation of a GenBank genome assembly.